AUGUGCGUUGUCAAUGCAGAGCUAGAGGUACACCCAGAAGAAGGAUAUGCUUGUGGUGCAGUACCAUCACAGCAGUCACUAGCCUGCACUGCAAUUGUUACGCUUUCCGACCUAUAUAAAGAAACCGGCCUUACCCAGGGCACUGCGGGGUCAACUAUACAUCCGCACCCCAGCCGGCAAAUAGACUGCGUAAUAAUCGACGACCCCGUCGUUGACGCAACUCCCGUAACUCGCAAGCUCCAUUGGGUUGCCCCGCGCUCGUCAGAUGGUUUAUGGGGACAUAGACUAGGCGGGCACCAACGCGAAGUGUGGUUAUCGUUUCGAGACGGGUCGAAGAUUUCUGAUCUUCUCCAUUUGGCGUUGCUUGCGGAUAUGCCCCUCCAACCUCCGGCAACCCACAAGGCGGACUUCUACAUGCACCACGCACUCUCCACAGUGUGUCUAUCAGUGGAGUUCAAGAAGCGGCCCGAGCCGGAUACGGAAUGGGUCCUACUGAGAUCGAAUUCCCACAAGGUUGCUAAUGGCAGAUACGAUGUGAAUAUUCAAAUUUUCAAUGAGGAUGCUGAAAUUCUUGCGUUGAGCAACCAUGUUGUGUAUGUUUCGGGGUUGAAGGGGAAGUCCGGGAAGAAGGCAAGGAUGUGA
This is a messenger RNA of Aspergillus puulaauensis, 642 nucleotides long. RefSeq lists its product as uncharacterized. The transcript has 2 exons. Lineage: Eukaryota; Fungi; Ascomycota; Eurotiomycetes; Eurotiales; Aspergillaceae. Bases 1 to 642 code for a protein of 213 amino acids. The record is from RefSeq and is a predicted model, not a curated record.